Staurois parvus is the source of this 1787-nucleotide messenger RNA. The record is from the annotation of a GenBank genome assembly. NCBI's taxonomy places the organism in Eukaryota, Metazoa, Chordata, Amphibia, Anura, Ranidae.
CUUGCAGGCUGUCUCUGUGCAGUAAUGGUAUCCGUCCCCCCAAAGGUUGAAAUUGAAAUUGGACAAGAGGCAGUCUUAAAGUGUACACCGAAGUUCAGCGGCUCGCCGAAGUACAGCGUAGAGUGGUCUUUUAUAAAUCAGGAAGUGACUCGAGUCCGUAUCGCUACCUAUAAUGAUGGACGCACAUCAGUUGAGCAGGGAACAGACUUCACCAAUCGAGUGGCAGUUAAAAGUGACAACAGCCUGGUGAUCAAAGAUGUCCGUGUCAAAGACGAAAGCACAUUCUACUGCAGGGUGACCUCUGUUGGCGAGGGGAAUGGUGAGGGCAGCACUGAGCUGAAAGUCUAUGUGUCCCCUGCAGCACCAGAGCUUACAGUAAAUUCACAACUAUUAUCAAUCACGGAGGACGAAGAAUCAGAGGUUGGAACCUGCAUCAGCCGGAACUCCUAUCCAGCUCCAGCCAUUGAGUGGUACAGGAACCAGGUUCCUCUGAAUCCUGGAACUGAAAAGGGAUCAGGUUUAUAUGCUACUGCCCGCACAACGACGAGUCUUCUGCCUUGUACACCGUGUCUAGUACACUCUUUCUGAAACCCCAAAAAGAAGACGCUGAUGCUAUGUUCUCCUGCAAAGUUGUGUUUCCUUUGCCAGGUGGUGGUACCAGUCAGAUGGAGUCAAAGGAGUUUAAACUGAAUUUACACUAUUACACUGAAAAUGUAACUUUUACGGUGUCACCAGUGGGCCCCGUUAAGGAGGGCGACAAAAUAACCCUACACUGCGAGGGUGAUGGGAAUCCGUCUCCUACCUACCUUUUGCAGAGAGUGAAGGGUAAAGCAGAGGAGGAAUUAGAGUCUAGUUCCGAUGGAGUUUACAUGUUUCGGAAUAUAUCUCGGAGUGACUCUGGGACUUAUCGCUGUGAAGCUCUGGAUUUUGAUAGCCCUCCAGAAUUUGAGCUGUUCAGGAAUUUAGAAUUGUUUGUGCACUAUCUAAACCCUGUGACUGUCAUCCCAGCAGAAAGAGAGGUUAAGCGUUUACUCAAGGAAGAUGUCCAAUUGUUCUGCUCCUGUGAUGGCUCAGAAAAUCCUGAUCUCCUUUGGAAGAAGGGUGAUGAUGUUCUCUCCAAAACUAGCAGAUAUAGAUUGAAAGAAUUGUCAUAUUCUCACUCUGGUGUCUAUACUUGUGAAGCUAAUGUUCCCUCAGUGCCAGGACUACGCAAAGAGCAGAGUAUCACUAUCGUAGUGGAAGGCCCACCGGAACUGGACCCGGAAAACCAUCAGGUUGAAGUAGAAUCAGAAGGACACCCUGUGACGUUAUCCUGUAAAGCAAAAGGAAACCCAGUACCUAAAAUAACCUGGAAUCAACCAGAUCUGAAGGUGUCUGAGUCCUUCACUGACCCUGGAAGUACUAAGUAAGGUCUCCUUCAAGUUCAAUUCCAAGACAAUGAACAACAUUUCCUGCAGUGCAGAAAACCGCCUUGGAAUGAGAAAAAAUAACUUCACACUGAGCAUGUAUGUGCCUCCAAGUGUGUCACCAGCUCAAGAACAGACUGGUGGCAGCAGCACAGCCAUAAUCGCAGUCGUUUGUGUGCGUCCUCCUCCUGCUUCUGGUCGUUGCCCUCUUCUAUUUCCUACAGAAGAAAGGAAAGUUGGCCUGCGGACGGUCAGAGAAACAGCCACUAGCCCAGGAUCCCGCUUCAGCUGAGCUCGCCGUGGAGUUAAAGUCGGAAAAACGGAAUGACCAGCGUGGACUGCUGGGUGGAGGAGGAGGAGGCGGGACGGCUGCAGAGGUUA